Messenger RNA from Microthlaspi erraticum, 525 nucleotides. The record is from the annotation of a GenBank genome assembly. NCBI's taxonomy places the organism in Eukaryota, Viridiplantae, Streptophyta, Magnoliopsida, Brassicales, Brassicaceae.
AUGGUUGAUCUUGAGCUUCUACAACUCAACUCUCAUCCAAGCUUGGUGAAGCUCAUUGGCUACGGUUUGGAGCGUACUAUGUUGUUCAUCAGUCAUCCAAAGUCUUUGCCGUGGGAGACAAGGCUUAAGAUAUCCAUAGGAGCGGCUCAGUGUCUUGCCUUGUUGCACUCUUUGAAGAUCAGCAGACUCUACAAAGGAAAUCUCACGGCUUCUAAAAUCCUUCUCGAUUCGGGUUUCAACGCAAGAGUUUCCUAUUUUGGACUCGAGAUGCUACCUGAUCUCACUAGCCGAUCAUACGUCUCCUCGUAUGAAGAUGAACCAUAUGCAGGGAAGUUGGACAUGGCGAGGGAUUUGUACAGCUUCGGUGUUAUACUACUUGAGACCUUUACUGGUCUUGAGAAUCAUCAGCUAGUCGUAGCAAAGCAAGCAAUAAGAAAUGACAAGGAAAAAAUUCCAGAGAUUAUCGGUCCUGAUUUAGAGAAUAGCUUUCUCUGGAAGCGGGAAGACGUAUGUGCGAGAUUAUAG